AUGGGCGAGGGCGGGCUGCCCCCGGCCUUCCAGCUGCUGCUGCGCGCCUGUGACCAGGGCGACACGGAGACGGCGCGGCGGCUGUUGGAGCCGGGGGCGGCGGAGCCGGCUGAGCGCGGCGCGGAGCCCGAGGUGGGCGCCGAGCCGGCGGGGGCCGAGGCGGCCGGGCCCGGGGCAGCGGUGGCGGCGGCGGGAGCGCCGGUGCCCGUGGACUGCUCGGACGAGGCGGGCAACACGGCGCUGCAGUUCGCCGCGGCCGGCGGCCACGAGCCGCUGGUGCGUUUCCUGCUGCGGCGCGGCGCCUCGGUCAACAGCCGCAACCACUAUGGCUGGAGUGCGCUCAUGCAGGCGGCCAGAUUUGGGCAUGUGAACGUAGCACACCUCCUCUUGGAUCACGGGGCCGACGCCAAUGCUCAGAACCGUCUGGGGGCCAGCGUGCUCACUGUGGCCUCUCGGGGUGGCCACCUGGGAGUGGUGAAGCUGCUCCUGGAAGCCGGCGCGUACGUGGACCCUCCCAGCUCCUCGGGCGAGCAGCCAGGCUCGGGGGACAGUAGGAAUGAGUUGCUGGACAUCACGGCCCUGAUGGCCGCCAUCCAGCAUGGGCACGAGGCUGUGGUGCGCCUGCUGAUGGAAUGGGGUGCCGACUCCAACCGCGUGGCCCCCACUGUGGGCUGGAGCCCGCUCAUGCUGGCUGCGCUUGCCGGGCGGCUGAGCAUCACCCAGCAGCUGGUGGAGAAGGGAGCCAACCCCGACCACCUCAGCGUGCUGGGGAAGACUGCCUUCGAGGUGGCACUGGACCGCAAGCACAGGGACCUUGCCGAUUACCUGGACCCACUGACCACCGUCAGGCCCAAAACAGAUGAAGAGAAACGGCGACCUGACAUCUUCCAUGCACUCAAAAUGGGAAACUUCCAGUUAGUCAAGGAGAUCGCCGAUGAGGACCCUAACCAUGUGAACCUGGUCAACGGGGACGGAGCAACACCCCUGAUGCUGGCAGCCGUCACGGGGCAGCUGCCGCUGGUGCAGCUGCUGGUGGAGAGACACGCCGACGUGGACAAACAGGACAACGUGCAUGGCUGGACAGCCCUCAUGCAGGCCACCUACCACGGGAAUAAGGAAGUCGUCAGGUACCUGCUGAACCAAGGGGCUGAUGUCACCCUGCGCACCAAGAAUGGAUACACAGCCUUUGACCUGGCAAUGUUGCUCAGCGAGCCCGACACGGAGCUUGUCCGGCUGCUGGCAUGCGUCUGUAUGCAGGUGAACAGAGACCAAGGCCGGCCCAGCCCCCAGCCAUCCCUGCCCCACCUGAAGGUCACGGCGCCCUGGAGCAUCCCCACGCUGCCCGACGAGAAGGGUGGCCUGAAGUCCUGGUGGAGCCGGAUGUCCAAUCGAUUCCGAAAGCUCAAGCUGAUGCAGACACUGCCCCGCGGGCUGUCAGGCCAGCAGCCCUUGCCUUUCGCCGAUGAGCCCGAGCCAGCACUGGACUCCACCAUGAGAGCGGCCCCCAGGGACAAGACGAGCCGCUCGGGGCUAUCCGAUGCAGCCCUCGCAACCAAAGAUGGUGGUCCCGGGAGCAUGCGAGGAGAAAAGGAAGAUGCAUUGCUGACCACCAUGCUUCGGAACGGAGCCCCCUUCACCAGACUCCCGAGCGACAAGCUGAAGGCAGUCAUCCCCCCCUUCUUGCCCCCCUCCAGUUUUGAGCUCUGGAGCUCCAGGACAGGCCACGAUGGGAAAAUCAACCCUGCCAAGACUGUGCUGCCUCAGAGACCCAGCAGGGGGCACCCCGUGGGCACCGAGACCGUGACCGUCAGGCCGGUGAAAUUUCCCAGUCUCUCCAGAAGCCACGCCUCUCCUGCCAACUCCGGGAACUUUGGUCACUCUCCUCAUUCGUCGGGUGGCUCCAGCGGGGUCGGGGGUGUGAGCAGGCACGCAGGGGAACUGUAUAACCGGUCAGGUGGCAGCAUAGACAGUGUCUUGUCACAAAUUGCUGCCCAGCGGAAGAAAGCAGCCGGGUUAUCUGAGCAGAAGCCCAGCCAGCGAUCAAGUCCUGGGGGGCCCACGCCUGUGACCAGCCCGUCUGAGCUUCCAACUUCCCCUGCAGGUGGCAGUGGUAGCGCACCCAGCACCAAGCAGAAGUUGGAGACCAGCAAGAGGCCCCCAUCUGGAACCUCCACUACCUCCAAAAGCACCUCCCCGACCCUCACGCCCUCCCCCUCCCCCAAAGGGCAUGCAGCAGAGUCCUCUGUGUCCUCCUCCUCGUCCCAUCAGCAGUCCAAGAGCAGCGGUGGCUCCAGCAGCGGGACCAUCACUGAUGAGGAUGAACUGACUGGAAUCCUUAAGAAACUGUCGCUUGAGAAAUACCAGCCCAUUUUCGAGGAACAAGAGGUGGACAUGGAAGCCUUCCUGACACUCACAGACGGCGACCUGAUGGAGCUGGGCAUCAAGACGGACGGCUCCAGGCAGCAGAUCUUGGCGGCCAUCUCAGAGCUGAAUGCCGGCAAGGGUCGCGAGAGACAGAUCUUGCAGGAAACCAUCCAUAAUUUCCACUCUUCCUUCGAGAGCAGCGCCAGCAACACUAGGGCCCCUGGCAACGGCCCCUGUGCGUGAUCCUCCUCUGUCCACAGCCUCCAGCAGCAGCUCUCUGAACCCUGCACUGCCUGCACAUGGCCAGGCUGCAGCUCCAUUCCCCAACAUCUACUGUGCUCCCUCGCACCACUGUGCCCUAGGCCUGCAUUCCCUCUGCCUGGGACACCCUCCCAGCUGUCUUGCUACAGUCCAUAGUUAAGAUUGUUGCUGCAACAAACUCCAACACACAGACGGAUCUCCCCCAGAGGGCUGCUACUGGCAGGCAGCUGGUUUUCAUGGUGAUUCAGAACCCAGCUGUUGUGUUCUCUGCUAUCCCUGGGUGCUUCAGAGGGCCUUGCCUUUGCCUGGCAGGAAGGGAGAGGAGAGAAGGCACCAACCACUUCUUAACUACCUUGUCCUUAUCCAACAUGUAUCACUGCUAGUCCUGUUCCAUGGACCACCAAUAGUUAUGUAUUCUCCCAUGGAUGCAAAGGAGACUGGGAAAUGUAGUCUCUGCAGGCAGUGACUUCCCAGCAACUCUAAACUCUGAUAAGAGUAUGCAUUUUGGUGGAAAGUUCUCCCUCUCUGCUACAUUUUACUUCGAGCUGCUAACACAUUCCUCACCAUCCAGGUCACCUCCCAGGGGGAAGUCUUUCUCAACUUUCUCCUGCAGAACAACUCUCUACAGCUUUUUCACAUAUAUGUGCUCUGGCCUUUCAUCACAUCUUCCACACACAGCAGCCAUGUGUGUGUUGAAUGUGUUUUCCCGUAUUACAGAACCAGCCUACUGUAUAGGAAAGAAAGAAGGGGUACACUGUGUGAACCCCUU
This is a messenger RNA of Ochotona curzoniae (black-lipped pika), 3394 nucleotides long. RefSeq names its product ankyrin repeat and sterile alpha motif domain containing 6 (gene ANKS6). Bases 1 to 2607 code for a protein of 868 amino acids. NCBI's taxonomy places the organism in Eukaryota, Metazoa, Chordata, Mammalia, Lagomorpha, Ochotonidae. Gene Ontology annotation, molecular function: protein binding. Gene Ontology annotation, cellular component: cytoplasm. The record is from RefSeq and is a predicted model, not a curated record. Gene Ontology annotation, biological process: innate immune response. The transcript has 15 exons.